AUGACCGGCGAAGCUGGAAGGAAAAAGGCGGCGGAGCCGCCGUCUGCGGAGGAAGUGACGGCGCUCUUCCGCCACGUCGAGGAGCUCCUUCAGGAGGAAAACUUUGAGCAGGCGCUCAAGGUCUGCAACAAGCUUCCGCUCGACGACGACAGCGGCCGCUGCCGUCUGUUCUGCCUGCUGCAACUGGGUCGCUGGCCGGCGGCGACGGAUCUGGUGAAGACUCUGAAGCAGCUGAAGGCGGCGGAGGCGGACGAGGCGGCUGCCGCACGCGCGUACCUCUUCGAGGAGGCGUACUGUCUAUACAGACUGAACCGCGCGCAGAAAGCGCUGCAAUUGAUCGAGGAAAACGCGGAGGUCGUUCAGAGCCUGCCGCAGGAUGAGCGCCUCCGCAUCACGCACCUGAAGGCGCAGACGCUGCAUCGUCUGGGAGACUACGACGCCUGCCGCGCCAUCUACGAGGAGCUGCUUCAACACGACUGCGACAAUGAGAUGUUGUUGGUCAACUUCCUCUCCGCAGUCGUCUGCGCGGAGUCGCGGCUGGGCGGCGCCGGCGAGGCGCGCGGGAAAGCUUCCCUCGUCCCGCCGCAGCUGUGGCAGCGCGUGGAAGCCAAUCUAGACCGCACCUACGAGUUGCCUUUCAACGCCGCCUGCCUCGCGAUCCACGAGGGUCGCCUCGACGACGCGGAGGAUCUGCUGCAAAGAGCCAAAGCUCUGUGCGCGGAAGAAAGCGGAGUGUCGAACCCCGACGACGAAGAGGAGGCGUUCGCCUUUGGGGACUUGGUGGGCAUCCUCGUUCAGUCGGCUUAUCUUCGAGAGCGGCAGGGUCGCGCCGACGAGGCCCGCGAGCUCUACGCGCGUCUGCUGCAGCACCUGGGCGACGAGGGGCACCCAGGGCGGAAGGCGCCGCCGGGGGACGAAGAAGCGAAGGCCCCAGAGGAGGAGCUCGACCUAUCCGUCCUCGCUGUGGCGCACGCGAACGCCUUCCUGGAGGCUGAGAAGCAGCGCGCGCGCGCCGCGGCCGGCGAGGAGGCGAGCGCCGAAGGGCGCCUGUUGGCAACUGCGACGACGCUUGACGACAUCCUCAAACGCCUCUCGCGCGGAAGAGGCCCCCAGGCCCUCGAGCAAAAACUGACUCGAGCGCAGGCCCUGGCGCUGGCGACCCACCGCUGCGUCGCGUUCAUUCGCGUCGGUCGGCUCGAAGAAGCGCGCAGACUCCUGGCCGUGUCGGGCACGAAGUUCGGCGCGAAGCAUCCCAAGCUCCUCCUUGUCCGCGCUGCCCUCCAGCUGGCGGGGGGGCGCCCCGCGAAGGCCGAGGAGCAGCUGCGCCAGGUGCUGUCUGCGCCUUCGCUGUCGGCGGCGGAGGCGGUGCGGGCGCAUCUCGCGCUAGCGGCGCUGCGCAUCGACCAAGGCGAUGCGGCAGGCGCGGCGCGGCUGCUGGUGCAGGCCCGCGCGCGGCUCGCGGACUUUGACAGCGAGGCUCCCCCUGGCGACGCGGAGCAGGCAGACCUGCGGCUCACGCUGCUAAGAGGAAUCGUUGCCCUUCAGCAGCGCGCCGGCGACGCAGAGGGCGCGAUGCAGUCGCUCGACGCGCAGCUCCAACUCUGGCGAGACGGCAGCCAGAGUGGCGGCGAUUCGCGCUACGUGGUUUCUGUUCUCCUGACUGCGGCGGCCUCGUGUGCGGCGCUGGGGCACUGGGAAGCAGCGGCGGCGAAGUGCGAGGAAGCGUCUCAGCAAGCCUUGCCAGACUCGCCUGAGUAUCUGCACGCGCUGGUGGGCGCAGUCGACGCGGCCUCGCACGCCGGGGGGGCACUGUCGGGCGCGGAGGCUCCGAAGGACGCGGCGAAGCGCCUGGCGGAGCUGAAGCAGCGCCUGCCCGCCAAAGUCCUGCUGCUCGACAGCGAUGAAGUCGAGAAGCAAGAUCCCGCCUCCGCGCACCUCGGCGGCGGCCCGCAGGGCGCGCGCCGCAAGGCCCGCGCCGCCGGCGAGGAACCCAGCGGGCCCGGCGGCGGAGACAGUGGAGACGCGGUCGCGAAGGCCGAGAAGAAGAAGAAGCGCAAGCCGAGGUGGCCAAAGGGCUUCGACCCCAACGAGCCUCACCUGCCGCCCGACCCCGAGCGCUGGCUGCCCAAGUGUGAGAGAACGGGAUACAAGAAGAUGCUACGACGACGCAAGGAGGCUGGCCGCGGCGGAGCCCAAGGCGCUGUCGCUCCGGGAACUGCCGAAGCGACGACAGGCUUCCGCAACACCGGACCGAGCACGGCCAAGACUGAGGCGGCUCGGGACACAGGACGCAACGUCGGGUAA
Besnoitia besnoiti is the source of this 2304-nucleotide messenger RNA. RefSeq names its product SRP72 RNA-binding domain-containing protein. The transcript is spliced from 11 exons. The coding region runs from base 1 to 2304 and encodes 767 amino acids. The record is from RefSeq and is a predicted model, not a curated record. Lineage: Eukaryota; Apicomplexa; Conoidasida; Eucoccidiorida; Sarcocystidae. Gene Ontology annotation, molecular function: 7S RNA binding; protein binding; ribosome binding. Gene Ontology annotation, biological process: SRP-dependent cotranslational protein targeting to membrane. Gene Ontology annotation, cellular component: signal recognition particle, endoplasmic reticulum targeting.